Messenger RNA from Racocetra persica, 158 nucleotides. The record is from the annotation of a GenBank genome assembly. NCBI's taxonomy places the organism in Eukaryota, Fungi, Glomeromycota, Glomeromycetes, Diversisporales, Gigasporaceae.
AAUGCGAUUUAAGAGAUAGUGUGAAUGGAUCAACCGUUAAUGCUAGUCAGUUGGAAUUUACUACUGAAAAUUUUUCUGAUUCAUUUAGUCCAAUUUCUGAAUCUUGCAACAUGCAACUAGAAGAAAUUAAUGAUGAUAAAUUGUUAAUUGAGGAAAUU